CCCCGGCGACUCCAGACAGCUCCUAAUUCGGGCGGCGGGCGCGGGCCCCGCUCCCGGCCCCGCCACCUGUUCCCGGCAGCCAAUGGGGCGGCGGGGGGCGGCCGGGGCGGGGCGCGGCUACAAAAGGCCGGGACGGCGCGCGCCCGCCCACCCGCCUAGGGCGCGCUCUCGGGAUCGUCGCGCGGACGCGGCCCAGCACCGGGAACAUUGCGCUCGUGGACCAGCCGGGCCGGAGCGAUGCUGCGGGUGCGGUGCCUGCGCGGCGGGAGCCGCGGCGCCGAGGCGGUGCACUACAUCGGGUCUCGGCUUGGAAGAACCUUAACAGGAUGGGUGCAGCGAACUUUCCAGAGCACCCAGGCAGCUACGGCUUCCUCCCAGAACUCCUGUGCAGCUGAUGACAAGGCCACUGAUCCUCUGCCCAAGGACUGCCCUGUCUCCUCGUACAAUGAAUGGGACCCCUUGGAGGAAGUGAUAGUGGGCAGAGCAGAAAACGCCUGUGUUCCGCCAUUCACCGUCGAGGUGAAGGCUAACACAUAUGAAAAGUACUGGCCCUUUUACCAGAAGCAUGGAGGCCAUUAUUUUCCCAAAGAUCAUUUGAAAAAGGCUGUUACUGAAAUUGAAGAAAUGUGCAAUAUUUUAAAAAUGGAAGGAGUGACAGUGAAGAGGCCUGACCCCAUUGACUGGUCGCUGAAGUAUAAAACUCCUGAUUUUGAGUCUACGGGUUUAUACAGUGCGAUGCCGCGAGACAUCUUGAUAGUCGUGGGAAAUGAGAUUAUCGAGGCUCCCAUGGCGUGGCGUGCGCGCUUCUUUGAGUACCGAGCAUACCGGUCAAUUAUCAAAGACUACUUCCACCGUGGUGCCAAGUGGACCACGGCUCCUAAGCCCACGAUGGCUGAUAAGCUUUAUGACCAGGAUUAUCCCAUCCAUUCUGUAGAAGACAGACACAGAUUGGCUGCUCAGGGAAAAUUUGUGACUACUGAGUUUGAGCCGUGCUUUGAUGCUGCUGACUUCAUUCGAGCCGGAAGAGAUAUUUUUGCACAGAGAAGCCAGGUUACAAACAACCUGGGCAUUGAAUGGAUGCGUAGACAUCUUGCUCCAGACUACAGAGUGCAUAUCAUCUCCUUUAAAGAUCCUAAUCCAAUGCAUAUUGAUGCCACCUUCAAUAUCAUCGGACCUGGUCUUGUGCUUUCCAACCCUGACCGACCUUGUCACCAGAUUGAUCUUUUCAAGAAAGCAGGGUGGACCAUAGUGACUCCUCCAACACCAGUCAUCCCAGAUGAUCAUCCACUCUGGAUGUCAUCCAAAUGGCUUUCCAUGAAUGUCUUAAUGUUAGAUGAAAAACGCGUUAUGGUGGAUGCCAAUGAAGUCCCAAUUCAAAAGAUGUUUGAAAAGCUGGGUAUCAAUACCAUUAAGGUUAACAUUCGGAACGCCAAUUCCCUGGGAGGAGGCUUCCACUGCUGGACCUGCGACGUCCGGCGCCGAGGCACCCUGCAGUCCUACUUUGACUGACCGGACCUGACGGAGCUUGUGGCUGGCCUCAGACACACCU
Molecule: messenger RNA, 1549 nt
Organism: Microcebus murinus (gray mouse lemur)
Lineage: Eukaryota; Metazoa; Chordata; Mammalia; Primates; Cheirogaleidae
Gene: GATM
Product: glycine amidinotransferase
Biological process (GO): creatine biosynthetic process
Cellular component (GO): mitochondrial intermembrane space
Molecular function (GO): glycine amidinotransferase activity
Source: RefSeq, a predicted model, not a curated record